Pipra filicauda (Wire-tailed manakin) is the source of this 3224-nucleotide messenger RNA. It is a transcript of the gene PPDPFL, whose product is annotated as pancreatic progenitor cell differentiation and proliferation factor like. The transcript is spliced from 4 exons. Bases 1093 to 1782 code for a protein of 229 amino acids. The record is from RefSeq and is a predicted model, not a curated record. Lineage: Eukaryota; Metazoa; Chordata; Aves; Passeriformes; Pipridae. Gene Ontology annotation, biological process: cell differentiation; multicellular organism development.
AGGAUUUCAGAGCUGAAAGAGAAUGACAGAUGCUAUUCUUGGUAAUGUUACUAGCUCCGUCUAGAACACAGCAUUAUCACUACAAACGCCCACUACCAUGGUCCGAGAGGAGCACUUCCUAUGGCUCUUGGGGGAGAAGCUUCUCUUCUUUCAGGAAUGGAUCUGACAGUUAUACAGUGCUCAGUGUGAGGGCAUUUAUGGUGGUGCAAAUGUUUAUUGCCCACAAAUAGAACAAGAAAUGUUGACCAUUUCAAAAUGGAAAUUCACUAUUAAGACAGGAAAAGAGGUGAUUGCUAUAUGACAAGCUAAUAGUUCAGUUACAUUUAGGUGUCCAUUACCAAGUAGUAGGGAUGUAAUUUUUACUCUUACAGUGCUUUUUGACAUAACAAGAUAAACAUAUGAGAUAACUGGUGCUAGUGCUUGGUACCAAACCAUCUGCAAAGUAUUUUCUGUGUCAAUCUUGCAGAUUUCACAAAGAUGAGCCUUCAAGCUUUGCUUGGGAAAGACCACAACGUUGUCAUGACAGAAGGUCAAUAAAAAGGCCUAGGAAAAUACACAAUGCUUAUCUGUUACAACUGCUGUAUGAGUAUUGUUUUACAGGAAGUCUCCCUGUGGUAUAGUUUACCCUUACAAAUAUGGUAGGAGCUAUUAUGAACUGUGUCCUUAUCAUUUGAGAUAGAACGCAGUAUUUAAGCAGAUACGUGGCAGUGACAUGGUAUCUCACACCACAUAUGGCUGCGUUCUUACCCACAGCUCCUGCUAGGAAAAAAAAAAAAGAGAACAAGCAUUUUGUUGUGGAGCAGGAGAAAGUCAAAGACCCAAAGCUGUUUGUUACUUUUUGUGUUGAUCGUUAUGCAAGAUAAGGACACACACUGUGUGACAAGUUUUGCUACAAUAUGGGAUUGCAACAAUGUAAAGGAGCUGUGCAUUUAUCUGUGGGAAAGUAAAAGUUAUUUUGUUAUCUAUCUUGGAUUACCAAGUUUUUUACCAAGACUGUGUGCUCGUGGGUUUUGCUCAUUACCGUGAGAGUGGACAUCAUUCCUCUGGCCUCACUUUCUUUAGUGUAUAUGCACAGUCAUGUUCUAAACAGCCAUGUUUUGGCAUAGCCAAAAAUCUCUACCGAAACAGGUGCCUGUCUGCUCACUCCUCUCUUCCCAUUCCCCACAGAGAAUAACUAAAGCUGAAGCUCUUAAUCCCCGCCUGUGGCACUCCAGUGAAGCGCUCAGAGAUGACAGGCAGCAAGAGAGACCGAGGGGAUCGGGGCGGGGACGCGGGGCUCUCCGCGGCUCUCCGGGACGACCCGAGCAAGGGCUAGGCGACAGCAGCCAAGGGAUCUCGCUCUCCUUUUCCUCCUCCCUCCCUCUCUCCUUUCCUUCUCUCGCUCUCUUCCGUCCCACCCCACCGCCCCCUGGGCGGGCCGCCCGCCGUGGCCCAUAUAGGGGUGGCUCGGGUUGCCGGCGGCACAGCGCGUCUUUCCACCCCCGGGCUCCUCUCGGAAAAGAGGCGGAUUCCCAAUUGCGCCGCUGCCAUGGCCUCAGUACCCUCCGCCGGCUGCCUCCUGGCCAAGAACCAGUACUACAGAAACUGAACUCUGAAUCCAGUGUUUCUUCCAGCUCCUCCUGCUGUUCAGAUGCCUCGAACGUUACAGACCGGGAAAAAAUAUUUCAUGGGUUACCUGACUUAAUUGAUAAAUAUUGGUGGAUAAAAAGCUUCUUCCAUAGUGAACCAUCUCCACCACCUGUUGGCAGAAAAACACUAUCAGCAAGCAGUACCAAUAGUUGAAAGAACAGUGUGAUGGCCUUACUGACUGAGAUGCUAUAUACAGACCUGUUUUUCCAAGAGGCUUGGGAUCUUCCUAACGUCUGGGUUCAGCUGCAAGAAGAAAACAAAACCUUUAGGAAAGUGGAAAAGCGUAUUUUCAAAAUAUUUGUCAGUAGCUUAAAUGGUAUUGCUUAAUGGAUAUGUCCAUGGCCCACCGUGUUCUUUACGGAACUGUGUAAUUUGAGAUGUCUCUCUAAUGGAAGUAACCAGGAUUAAAUAUCCAGAUGAACUGAAUAAUUAGAGAAAAAAUUACAAUAAAGGUAAGAUUGUAGGUUUAGGAGAAGAAUCUGUAUUGGAUGACUUUGCAACUGGUUAAGUUACCUUUAAGAUAUCAGCUCUACAGGCAGUCACACUGAUACAAAGAUUCAGAUCUAUAGUCCGGAGUAGGACUGCUAUAUGGUACAUGUCUUCCAUCAAGUAUUUGUGUACCAGUUACAGAGAGUAAGUUUACAAGAAUGAUUGUCGAUUGCUUUGAUUUUAGAAAGCCCAGUUACAUGAAGAAACAGUAAUCUGUUUGGUCUCUUUGGUCAAGCAGGGUGCAUAGAUCCUAACCUCAAAUACCCAGGUACAACUUUCAUUCAUAUCUAUGCAUGUUGGUUUCUGAGGAUAGAAUAGAGGAGAUGGGCAAGGAACCAGUAAUCCUAGUGGACACUGACACUUUCCAAGGACAAAAGCAACCUUAAUCAGAGUUCAUACUCCCAGCUCUGUUUUAGAUUUCUCUCACUCACUUUGUUGUGGCUUGAAGAGCUACUUGUUCUUAGGUGACUAAUUUUAUCAAUAUUCUGCUCUCUGUCAGCUUAGUUAUGAGCUAGAUCUGGCAAAAUGUUCCACUCAAGCUAAUGACACUUAUUAUCCAAGUCAACCUUUGCUGUGAUUCGUGCUCCUGAAAGACACUGUAAUAUUGCAAUGCUGAAGACCAAAUGAAGCUAAUUAGUACAUCAGAUUACUUAUUCUACUGGGUAUGACUGAAAUGCAUCAGAGAAUAUGGCAAAUAACGUAUUUGGCUGGAUGAUAAAAUUUAUAUCAAUUAUCUAUGCAACUCUUUGAUGUAUUAUCAGUAAACCUGCCUGAUGUUUGUCCAUCACUGGAUGAACUAACAGUAGCAAAUAUUAAUGUAACCAACAUGUUUUUACAAUGAGUUAAUGGUUGUCAUGGCUGUGCAUAACUUCAAAGUGUAUCAAGUGGCUUCUUCAGGAGACUUACAGUCUCUGUGAAGACAAUAAAUGCAUGGCUGGUGACAACAGACAAGAACACAAUUCUGAAAGCAUAAUUUCAAGGGUCUUUAAAUUAACUUGUUAUGUGUCUUACUUUACUGCUAUUGUAUAGUUUCAUCUUUGUCCUUUAAGUGUACAGAAUGAGCUUUUUUAUGCUAAGAUUUUUUAUUAAUAAAUAUUUAAUCAGUA